UUUUUUUUUUUUUUAAUUUGGUUGGACUGUGUUGAUGAAUUUAGCUUGAAAGUUCAACUUUAGGAAAUAUAAAGUUGAAAUAUUUUGUGGGGUUUUGUUUUAUGUAAUUAUGAAGUUGAUUGUUAAUGUAAAAAUUGGAUUUUUUGUGUAUCUGAGUUUUGGAUUAUGAAGGGUGGAUGAUUUAACAAAUAUGUGAAGAGGAAAUGAAAUUUUCAAGAAUAGAAUGGGGAAAGAAAUUUUGUUUUGGUUCAUUUAGUUGAUUUUGUUGUUUAUUUUUAUGUUUUUUUGUUUUUUAUACUGUUAUCUUUCAUGAGCCGAUGGUCUAUCGGAAACAACCUCUUUACUUCAUUUAAGCUAGUGGUAUGGAUUGCGUACACAGACCCCACUUUGUGGGAAUACACUGGGUAUAUUGCUGUUGGUUCAUUUAGUUGAUUUUAUGUGUUACUUGAGCGGAGGGUAUUGCAGGAACAUCCGUUCUACCUCCAUGAGGUAGGGGUAAGAUAUUUAUACCUGCAAGGCAUAGGCCAAGUCAGAUAUCAUGGCAAGGAUAAAACCACAAGCUCUUUUGCUGCAAAGCAAAAAGAAGAAGGUGCCAAGUCGAGUUAGUGUUCCUACGAUUAUGCUAUAUGGCUUAAUUGUUGCUGUAAUGGUGUUUUUCCUGUUUGCUACUUACAAACACUGGUCUCGAAGGUCGAUGAUUCAGACACAGGAUGACUUGUCAAACACUGAGGGUGAAAAUCGUUUUACUGAGCAUAAGAAAUCUGAUGUCGAUGGCCCAAAAUAUGCUUUCAUAACCACAUCAAAAGGAUUGAUAACUGUGGAACUCUACAAGGAUGGUUCUCCUGACAUUGUUGGCGAGUUUGUUGAUUUCUGUCAGAAGGGCCACUUCAAAGGGAUGCAAUUUAGUCGUGUAAUAAAGCACUUUGUCAUACAUGGUAGUAAAGUUGAUAAACCCGAUGCUACAGAAGAUUGGACUUCGAGGGGAAAGCAUUACAGUCGACUAGACACGAGCCUGAAGCAUGAAGCAUUUAUGCUCGGUACUUCGAAAACAAAAAAUGAAGGUGGAGGAUUUGAUCUGUUUAUAACGACUGCACCAAUCCCAGAUCUGAAUGACAAGAUCAAUGUUUUUGGGCGUGUAAUAAAGGGAGAGGAUAUCGUGCAGGAAAUUGAAGAAGUAGAUACAGAUGACCAUUAUCGACCCAAAACUCCUGUUCAGAUCAACGAAGUGACUCUGAAAUACAACACUUGAAGGCAGCAGUGUCCAUAACAUGAAGUUUCUUUUAACAUCAUUGAACAUCCACAGCGCGAACAUAUACUCGCGAUAUAGGUUGGAAACCAUCAUUUGCUGAUUUUAAAUCCUCGGUAUGAACUCGCCAUUGAUGCUUCUGAUGUAAAAAUCUGGAUAUGAUGUUCCAUUUGUAUAAUUUGAUUUUCUUGGUUUCUUCCCAAAUUUUCCCUUUAGAUAGAUGUUUAGCAGCUCUAUGUUGUUAAUGUGCAGAGAACAACAGAUUGAAUGAGUUUUAUAUUAUCACAUUUUGUUUCACUUUGCUUGAGAAAACUGUUUUCUUUAUCUUGAAUGAAUAAAAAGAUUGUUGUA
Molecule: messenger RNA, 1597 nt
Organism: Capsicum annuum
Lineage: Eukaryota; Viridiplantae; Streptophyta; Magnoliopsida; Solanales; Solanaceae
Product: peptidyl-prolyl cis-trans isomerase CYP21-4
Exons: 8
Coding region: 539-1249 (236 amino acids)
Biological process (GO): protein peptidyl-prolyl isomerization
Molecular function (GO): peptidyl-prolyl cis-trans isomerase activity
Source: RefSeq, a predicted model, not a curated record